AGAUUCUCUUGGAAUUCACUUUUAUCUGCUUUCCGGUUUAGUCCUGAUUUUGGCUAGGAGAUUCUUACAAAAAAAUAUAUUUUAUACGACUUCUGAUAUAUGAUUCUCGAUUCAUAUUAUAAUAUAGACAUUUCCAGUUAGAUUAAGUAAUAGGGGUAUUAUAUUUCAUAUAAAACAUUACAUUAAAUGCCCUAUUCCAUGUAUUUAUAUACACGACCAGAUCAAGACCACAUACGCAAUAUAGUUGCAGUUUCCAUUUCUCAAAGUUCAAAAGUUUAUCGUCUCUCUCUCUCUCUCUCUCUCUCUCUCCGAAUAACACCAUGGCUCGAGCACACGAACAGGGAACCGGUGCUGUUCACGGCUUCCGGUUCUCCACGGUGGGUUCGCCCCGACCGACUGCACCUGGUACAACCCACGAACCGACCGGUUUAGACCUCGCCAUGAAGCUACACUACCUUAAAGUCGCAUACGUUUUCUCGGCCGAAACGGCGAGUGAGAUCGACGUGAAGAAGGUGAAGGAGGGCAUGUUCGUUUUGUUCGAACAGAUCUCCUGGACCACUGGAAGAUUCCGCCGCCACGUAUCGGGACGUCCGUACAUCAAGUGCAACGACUGUGGCACUCGGUUCGUGGAGGGAAACUGCGACUUCACCGUGGAGGAGUGGCUCCGUAAACCGGACCGGUCCGAUGAUGAGCUCCUGGUAUACCAUAAACCGGUUGGACCAGAGUUGUCUUUCUCUCCUUUGAUCUAUGUUCAGAUGACCCGGUUUAAGUGCGGUGGCCUAUCAUUGGGCCUGAGUUGGGCCCAUAUCCUCGGAGAUCCGUUUUCGCUCUCUUAUUCGUUCAAUCAGUGGGCCCAUGCUUUAGCGGGUAAGAAGGUCUCAAUACCCUCCAACAGACUGAGCCCGAAUUCUGGCCCAGGCCCAGAUCCGAAACCGGUACGAAAAGAUCCGGUUUUCAUCAAGCGGGUCGACCCGGUUGGAGAUCUCUGGGUCACUCCCAACAACAAGAAAAUGGCGUCAUUCACUUUCAUCCUAACCGUUUCUCAGAUUUCGACAUUUUUUCCGGAGAAAAUAUCGAUAGCUAACGACGGCGAUCAGAUUCCAGUUUUCGAGACUCUGUGUGGGAUCGUAUUGAAGUGUGUGGCGAAAGUUCGGGAAGAAUCAGAGCCGGUGACUACGAUCACGGUCGUCAGGAAGGAUGCGAAGGGGCUGAAACCUAGGUCGGUGAGCAACGAUCAGAUGAUAUGCUCGGUCCAGGUGGAUUUUCCGGUGGCCGAUGCAGCUCUGCAGGAAUUAGUGAGACGUAUCGUUGAAGGAACAGAUGUAAGGUCUGAGAUCGAUGAAAUCGUUGAAAGUGACGAUGGGGUUUUGGAUUUCGUUGUGUACGGAGCGAGAUUGACGUUUGUGGAUCUGAGCGAAGUCGAUUUCCACGGGGUGAGGUUGAUGGGGAAUCCGCCGAAAUCGGUGUAUUGCGGGAUUCAGGGGGUAGGAGACGCCGGAGCGGUGGUGGUGUUGCCGGCGGCUACGGCGGAGGGGAGGGUAGUGACGGUGACGUUGCCGGAGGAAGAGGUCGAGAGGGUAAAAUCGGAAUUAAAUAAAUGCGGCAUGUUCCCGCCGGAAAACAGCCGCGAAUGAGCCACGUCAGCGAUUUUUUUUUUCGAGUACUUGAAUUUAAAUAAAAAGUUGGCGUACAACGGGAUACAA
Molecule: messenger RNA, 1703 nt
Organism: Tarenaya hassleriana
Lineage: Eukaryota; Viridiplantae; Streptophyta; Magnoliopsida; Brassicales; Cleomaceae
Product: protein ECERIFERUM 26-like
Exons: 2
Coding region: 321-1634 (437 amino acids)
Molecular function (GO): acyltransferase activity, transferring groups other than amino-acyl groups
Source: RefSeq, a predicted model, not a curated record